CCGGUGUUCCUGGCUGUCCCGGGUGGGAGCCAUGGCCGGGGAGCGUCGCGGGUGGAGAGGCCACAUCUCCCGGGAGCUGAAGCACCGCGACCGGGAGCAGAAGGGGCGCUUCCAGACCCUCGUCCACGCCUAUAGCAAACUCCUGGAAAAAUCCAGUUGGGAAAAUUUUGCAGCGGAGCUACAAGCGAAAUCCUUGGAUGGAGCAAUGGGCCUCCUUCCUCCCAGGUCCAUGGAGGAGAUUCCCGGCUGCGCGUUGGAUGCUCACCCAGACACAACCGAAGCGGUGCUGAGCCUGAAGCGGAGCCAUGCAGGCCAGAGGCUGCGCAUAGAGAGCACCAAUGGGGAGCUGGCCUACAAGAUCUAUGAGCGGAACAUGUUGCUCAGAGCGAAAGGGGACACGUUGGAGGAGCAGAAAGACAGGUUGGUCUACCUGGAAGGUGAGCUCUCCAGCCUGGAGUCUGCGCGGGACCAGCUCCGGGGCCAAGUCUCAGAUCUGGACCUCAGGAAUGUCGACUUGAAGGAGGCGUAUGAUGCGCUGCGACGGCGCUAUUGGCACGGAGAAGAUGCCUUUCGUCAGGCGGCCGAGAAGGGAGCAGAGCUGCUCCACGGCCUCAUGCAAAGCAAGGUGGACGCAGCCGAGCAUCAAAAUGAGCGCAUUGAGAGGGCGAAGCAUGCCAGGGUGUGCAAGGAGCUGAAGAAGGCCACCAAGGCAAGGGUCAGCGUGAAAGUAGAACUGGACGUUGCAAAGGCAGAUCAGGAGAAGAUGGACAACCCAGAUCUUCUGGACGAGCAGGAUGGAGAAAGGUCGAAGAAAAGGCCUUUCAGAUCCGCAUCUGCCACCUCCAUGACCCUGGCCAGAUACGUGGACGUUUUCAAGGGCUUGUUUGAUUUCAGGCUGAAACGGGGCAACUCCGUCAGCAACAUGUCAGAGGACCACUAUUGCCGCAUCCCUUGUUGCGCGGUGGCCAGCCUCCCUUCCCACGUCAGCGACUUACAGGAAGCCCAUGGAUCAGAAGUCAAUGCUAUCAGGUUCAGUCCUAAUUCAGGGAUGUUGGCAACUGGCGGGACGGACAGGCUGAUCCAACUCUGGAACGUGGUUGGAGGUCGCCUGGAGAAGAUGCAGACCUUGGAAGGAGCCAACGGGAGCAUCACCAGUGUGGACUUUGACCCAUCGGGUUGCCACCUUUUAGCAGCAACAUACAACAAUGCCGCGCAGCUUUGGAAGACGGGGGACUGUCAAUGCAAGGAGAUCCUCACCGGACACACAGACAAAGUGACCGCCGCCAAGUUCAGGUCCACCCGGCACCAGGCCGUGACUGGCAGCCGCGACCGGACUGUGAAGGAGUGGGAUUUGAACAAAGGAGCAUGUUCCAGGACCAUUGAUGUCUUCUCCUACUGCAACGAUGUGGUAUGCUGUGGGACCAUCAUCGUCAGCGGGCACCACGACAAGACCAUCCGCUUUUGGGACAGCAGGGAUGUCCGCUGCACGCAGGUGAUCCCUGUGGAAGGUACAGUCACCUCCCUGAGCAUCAGUCCGGACCAGAUGCACCUCCUGAGCUGCUCCAGAGACAACGCCCUCAAAGUCAUUGACCUGCGCAUGCACAACGUCCGGCAGGUGCUCAGGGCUGAUGGCUUCAAGUGUGGUUCAGAUGGGACCAAAGCGGUCUUCAGCCCAGAUAAGAGCUAUGCCAUGGUUGGAUCCACAAAUGGAAGCCUCUUCAUCUGGAACAUGGGGACCGGGAAGCUGGAGACCACUUUGUCCGGAGAGCAUUGGUCUCCCGUAAACGCUGUGGCUUGGAGUUCCUCCGGAACAUACGUGGGGAGCGUGGACCGUUGCAGGAAGUUGGUUCUGUGGAGAUAGCGCCGGAUUUACGGACCCCUUCUGCCUCUCCAAGCUGGCCUUGCUUUGGACUUCUGGGCAUCCAUGAAUUUUUGCAAGAGGAUGGGAUAAAUUCUUGCUAAUUGCUGUCUGCUCCUACUUGGCCAGUGCUGACCUCUGUUCACAUCUCUGCUCAGGUCGUGCAGACUCCUGGAUUCCAUGAAUGAAAUCGUUUCCAUCUGUAGCGCAACCUCUCUUUUCCUACCACUGCCGGGUUCUUUCUAAUUGUUGUUGGCCAAAGGAAAAAUAACCGGAAAACAGGAUCAUGCUGUGAUGAGAGGAUUAGACCUGGAGAGGCACCCGUUCUGAUUUGUAGUCUUCCAAGAAACUAUUCUGGGAGAGCCAUGCUUGCAGUGUAACUGGAAUGUUAGGAAGGAGGGAAUGAGAGGGAGGGAGGGAGGGAG
Molecule: messenger RNA, 2283 nt
Organism: Anolis sagrei ordinatus
Lineage: Eukaryota; Metazoa; Chordata; Lepidosauria; Squamata; Anolidae
Source: RefSeq, a predicted model, not a curated record